Oncorhynchus masou masou (cherry salmon) is the source of this 739-nucleotide messenger RNA. Its product is annotated as RNA-binding protein 24-like. Gene Ontology annotation, molecular function: mRNA 3'-UTR binding. The record is from RefSeq and is a predicted model, not a curated record. Gene Ontology annotation, cellular component: cytosol; nucleus. The coding region runs from base 1 to 711 and encodes 236 amino acids. Gene Ontology annotation, biological process: positive regulation of myotube differentiation; regulation of alternative mRNA splicing, via spliceosome; mRNA stabilization. Lineage: Eukaryota; Metazoa; Chordata; Actinopteri; Salmoniformes; Salmonidae. The transcript has 4 exons.
AUGAUGAUGCACUCGUCUCAGAAGGACACAACCUACACAAAGAUAUUUGUAGGAGGUCUUCCAUACCACACCACGGACUCCAGUCUCAGGAAAUACUUCGAAGUGUUCGGUGAUAUCGACGAGGCUGUUGUUAUAACGGACAGACAGACGGGGAAAUCCAGAGGUUAUGGAUUCGUGACGAUGGCAGACCGGGCGUCUGCGGACCGAGCCUGCAAGGACCCAAACCCCAUCAUCGACGGCCGGAAAGCCAAUGUGAACCUGGCCUACCUGGGGGCCAAGCCCAGGGUCAUGCAGCCAGGUUUCUCAUUUGGUGUUCCUCAAAUCCAUCCAGCGUUCAUCCAGAGGCCUUAUGGGAUCCCAGCCCACUAUGUCUACCCCCAGGCCUUUAUGCAGCCAAGCACCAUGGUCAUCCCUCACAGCAUGCAGUCGCCCGCCGCCACAGCCUCCGCCGCCUCCUCACCGUACCUCGACUACACCGGAGCGGCCUACGCCCAGUACUCAGCCGCAGCCGCCAGCGCCGCGGCCGCCGCUGCCUACGAGCAUUACCCGUACGCAGCCUCCCCGGCCCCUGCGGGCUACAUGGCUGCGGCAGGGUAUGGUUAUGCGGUCCAGCAGCCCCUAGCAGCCGCAGCCACCCCGGGAGCAGCCGCAGCAGCUGCAGCCUUCGCCCAGUACCAGCCUCAGCAGCUUCAGGCAGACCGCAUGCAGUAACUGACCACAACUACUACUAUUACUGAGU